Messenger RNA from Penicillium waksmanii, 2184 nucleotides. It is a transcript of the gene dppV, whose product is annotated as dipeptidyl peptidase DppV. Gene Ontology annotation, biological process: proteolysis. NCBI's taxonomy places the organism in Eukaryota, Fungi, Ascomycota, Eurotiomycetes, Eurotiales, Aspergillaceae. Gene Ontology annotation, molecular function: serine-type endopeptidase activity. The record is from RefSeq and is a predicted model, not a curated record. The transcript is spliced from 8 exons. The coding region runs from base 1 to 2184 and encodes 727 amino acids.
AUGCGGACUUUUCAAUGGCUGGCUCUUGGCUCGGUGGUGGGUUCGGCCGUUGCGCUUACUCCGGAAAAGUUGAUUACAGCUCCCCGACGUGAUAAUGCCGUUCCGAAUCGUUCGGGCAAAGUCGCGCUGUUCUCAACUGCACAAUACUCUUUCAAUACUCACUCCUCCUCGGCGUGGUGGAGCUUAAUUGAUCUGAAGAGUGGCAAGGUUUCCCAGCUCACGAAUGACAGCAAUGUCUCUGAAUUGACCUGGUUGGGGCCAACCGACUCCAGUUUGCUCUAUAUCAAUGGGACCAAUGCCAAUGUUCCCGGCGGCGUUGAGCUGUGGAUAGCUGAUUCUUCUGACUUCUCCAAUUCCCGGUACAAGGCUGCUUCUCUACCAGCCUCUUUUUCCGGGCUUAAGACUGCAGUGACCAAGUCUGGCGACAUCAAUUUCCUUGUUUAUGGCCAGUCCUACGGCAAUGGCACAGCUUAUAAUGAAGAGCUGGCCGUCACCCCUCUAAGCUCUGCUCGCAUCUACGACAGCAUCUACGUCCGGCAUUGGGACAGCUGGCUGAGCACUAACUUCAAUGUCGUCUUCUCAGGAACCCUCAAGAAGAAAGGCUCAAAGUCAGGUUCUCACUAUGCCCUCGACGGCGCGCUGAAGAACCUCGUCGCGGGUACCAAGAAUCUCGAGUCGCCAUAUCCCCCUUUCGGCGACUCGGGCGACUACGACAUCUCACCAAACGGAAGAUGGGUCGCCUUCAAGAGCAAGGCUCCUGAGCUGCCGCGCGCAAAUCACACUGCUUCGUACAUUUAUCUUGUUCCUCACGACGGUUCGAAGAAGGCCGAGGCAAUCAAUGGCCCCGAUAGCCCGGGCACGCCGAAGGACGUUAAGGGUGACUCUAGUGCCCCUGCCUUUUCUCCCGAUAGCAAGAAGCUUGCGUAUUUCCAGAUGACGGAUAUCUCGUAUGAAGCGGACCGACGCACCUUAUAUGUUUAUACCCUUGGGUCGGAAAAGACGAUUGCGACUUUGGCUAAAGAUUGGGAUCGUUCCCCUGAUGCCGUGAAGUGGAAUGCUAAGGGCAACAGCCUCAUCUUAGGCACUGAGGAUCAUGGCCGCGAGAAGCUCUUCACUCUCCCGGCUGAUGCGGGUGAUGACUACAAGCCCAAGAAUUUCACCGAUGGUGGUUCUGUCAAGGGAUUUUAUAACCUGCCCGGUGGAAAGGUUCUUGUCACUGGAUCUGCUAUCUGGACGAGUUGGACGGUGUAUACGGCUAGUCCAGAGAAGGGUGUUAUUGAUACUCUCUUCUCCGCGAAUGAAGUGGACCCUGGUCUAAAGGGCAUUGGCCCCGAUGAUUUCGAUGAGUUUACUUAUAAAGGAAACUGGACUGACAUCCACUCUUGGAUCAUUUAUCCGACCGGCUUUGAUAAGUCCAAGACUUACCCGCUGCUAUUCUAUAUCCACGGUGGACCUCAGAGCGCGUGGACGGAUUCCUGGAGUAGCCGAUGGAACUACAAGGUGUGGGCCGACCAGGGUUAUGUGGUCGUUGCCCCGAACCCAACCGGCAGCACUGGAUAUGGUGAAAAACUGACCGAUGCGAUUCAGAACAACUGGGGAAGCUACCCCUAUGACGAUUUCGUCAAGGGCUGGGAAUAUGUGCGUGAUAACUUUGACUUCAUUGAUACCGAUAAUGGCGUGGCUGCUGGAGCCAGUUACGGUGGCUUCAUGGUCAACUGGAUUCAGGGUAACCCAUUGGGUCGGGAGUUUAAGGCACUCGUCAGCCACGACGGUACCUUUGUGGCCGAUUCAAAGGUCGCCACUGAGGAGCUGUGGUUUAUUGAGCAUGACUUCAAUGGCACAUUCUGGGCCAAUCGGGAUAACUAUCGUCGUUGGGAUCCAUCUGCCCCGGAGCACAUCCUGCAAUUCGAUACCCCAAUGCUGCUUGUUCACAGCUCCAAGGACUACCGUCUUCCUGUCUCGGAUGGGCUCGCUCUUUUCAACAUCCUUCAGGAACGAGGUGUUCCGAGCCGCUUGUUGAACUUCCCGGAUGAGAACCACUGGGUUCUCAAACAGGAGAAUAGUUUAGUGUGGCACCAACAGGUUCUUGGCUGGAUCAACCAUUAUUCUGGCGUUGGGGCGAAGAAUCCUGAUGCUGUGAGUCUGGACGACACGACAGUGCCGGUUGUAGAUUUCAACCCCUAA